GCUGGCGUCCCAACAUGGCGGCGGGCGGCGGCGGGCCGGUGGCGGUGCUGCUGGUGCUGCUGGCGGCGGCCGCGGCGCGGCUGUACCGGGCCGGGCAGGACCCGCUCACCGUGCUGACGGCCGGCUCGGUGCGCCGGGCGCUGCUCAACUCCUCGGCCGCAUGGCUGGUGCAGUUCUACAGCUCGUCCUGCGGCCACUGCAUCGCCUUCGCCCCCACCUGGCGGGCUCUGGCGGGGGACGUCAAAGACUGGGAAUCUGCAAUUAGACUUGGUGUGCUGGAUUGUGGGGAAGAAGAGAACUACGAGACGUGCAAAGAAUACGGUAUUCACUACUACCCAACGUUCAGGUUCUUCAAAGCAUUUACAAAGCAGUUUACUACUGGGGAAAAUUACAAAGGAGCAGAUCGAGAGCUGCAAACGGUGCGUCAGAUGAUGAUUGACUUCUUACAGAACCAUUCCCAAGAGCUGAGACCUCCUGCUUGCCCACCGCUAGAUCCCAUUCCGUCCAGUGAUAUCACUUCUCUUUUUGACAAGAGCAGCCAUCAUUAUACUGCCAUUGUGUUUGAAAGUAAUAACUCCUAUGUUGGACGAGAGGUUAUUUUAGACUUGAUCCAGUAUGAAAACAUUGUUGUAAAGAGAGCAUUGAAUUUUGAUAAGCCUUUUCUUGAGAAACUUGGUAUUACCUCGAUGCCUUCAUGCUACCUGAUGCACCCUAAUGGGUCCCAUGGAUUAAUUAACAGUUUGAAGCCUCUACGGUCUUUCUUUUCUUCGUAUUUAAAGUCACUGCCAGGUGUAAGAAAAAAACUUCUUUUGCCACUUCAGCUGCCUGUUCAAGAAAAUAAAGAGGAGAGUACAGAAACCAAGGUGUGGAAAGAGUUCGAUAAAGCUAAGCUGUACAUGGCUGACCUUGAAUCGGGAUUGCAUUACCUGCUCAGGGUAGAGCUUGCUACACACAAGACACUUGAGGGAGCUGAGCUAAAGACCUUCAAGGAUUUUGUUACUGUCUGUGCCAAGCUUUUUCCUGGCCGUCAGCCUGUGGUAAAGUUGUUAGAGACCUUGCAAGAGUGGCUGGUGAGCCUUCCAUUAGACAAAAUCCCUUAUGAUGCUAUCCUUGAUCUUGUCAACAACAAAAUGCGGAUUUCUGGGAUAUUUCUCACUAAGAAGGUUCAGUGGGUCGGGUGUCAGGGCAGCAGACCCGAGCUGCGGGGUUAUACCUGUUCCCUCUGGAAGCUGUUUCACACCCUCACUGUUCAAGCUGCGCUGCAACCAAAGGCUUUGGUAAAUACAGGUCUUGAAGACAAUCCUCAAAUAGUACUUCAGGUCAUGCGGAGAUACAUUCAGCACUUUUUUGGAUGCAAGGCUUGUGCUCAGCAUUUUGAAGAAAUGGCUAAAGAGUCCAUGGAUGCUGUUAAAACCUUGGACAAGGCUGUUCUCUGGCUCUGGGAGAAACACAACGUCGUGAAUAACAGGCUUGCAGGUGCUUUGACUGAAGAUCCAAAAUUUCCCAAAGUUCAGUGGCCAACUCCAGACAUUUGCCCUGCAUGUCAUGAAGAAAUCAAAGGAUUACACAGCUGGAAUGAAGCCCAAGUUCUACAGUUCAUGAAGUAUCACUACAGCAGUGAAAAUAUUCUAUAUAAAUAUGCUGGAAGCCAGACAGACUCCAGUGAAACUGAACAGGGGGAUACAAGGGAGGGAAAAGACAAAAGCCUACUGAAGAAACCAAGUGAAAACAGAGAAAAUAAGAUCCAGGAUAAAGAAAACAUACUAGAUUCAGAAUCUAAGGUGUUAGAUAAGCUAAUAGCAAAUCAUGGACCUGUCAAAGAUAGCGAUAAAAGCGCGGAUCGAUCAGCCACCCUUAAAGAGGCAAAGCAGGCCGUGUCCUUCCUGGGGAUUGGAUUUUCCAACAUAGACAUGAGUCUGUGUGUCAUUCUGUAUGUAGCCUCAUCCUUGUUUCUAAUGAUAAUGUACUUUUUUUUCCGAAUGAGAUCCAAACGGUGGAAAGUGAAGUAUUACCGGUCGUCUGUUUAGAAGGUUAAAUCGGAAACAACCUUUUCAUUGUACGUGGCUGUUCAGUACCAGAUACAGCUUUAAUAUUUAUGAUCAGGGAUUUUAUAUACAGUAUUCCUUGUUUCAAAACCCUUUCUUCCCAAGUCAUUUCACAAGUGUUCUAGCUUAAUAUAGGGAGCUCGCUGUAAGAACCCUCAUCGUUAAGAGGCACACAGUGCUAUCAUGAAAUGUCCACUGAAGGAAGCAUGGCAUUUGUCAGCUGAGAUUGUUCCGUGACUUGCCACCUCCAUCCUUUACUCAUUUUCAGAGUAAACACUGCAUUAUGCAAUCAGCUGCGCCUGCUUUAGAAGGAAAUUGGAUAUUGUUUUGUGUUCUUCAAGUCAGGUAGUUGUUGGGUUUAGGGUUUUUUAAUUUAUCCCGAGGUGAUUUUACCUCCCAGAGUACUGAACGGUGAUGCUGUUGUUUCGGCUGCUUCAUUUAGAGAAGCACAAAUUCAGAUUAAUUUUUUUUUUCAGGAAACAACUUCUAUUCUGAUUAAAUCAAUUCCAAACCCUCUGAUGUGACAUUCUGAAAUAUUAUUUACACUGCAUAGUUGAAGUGGAAAGCACUAUGUGUCCAAAUAAGUCUUCCAUUCUCUUGUGCAUUCCAGCCAAAGCUGCGUCUGUCUCUGCUAGGAUGGGAGUUUUAGGGCAGUUUGUAUCUCAAUAAGCAGCCUGAUUAUGAUUGCUAAUGCUGUCAUCGAGUUUAAGGGAGUUUAGAUGUAGGAAAAGACAGACUUGGACCCAAUGCUUCACUUCCUCCUCUAUCAAUCAGAUGUGUUAAUGGAGCACUAGAUAACUCGCCUCGCUCAUUUAUGAACCAGAAAAGUAGCUGAGCAGUUAUUGUGUUAUGCAAAUGGAAGCCAAUUCUGCUGAACUCUAGAAAAGGGAAACGGGUUUUAGUGAAGGACAGUGCAAUUUGCAUCAGCAGGAACAAAUUUACAGAUUGGGAAACACUGAGUUUCUUAUGAUGUUGGAUAACUCCAGUACAGUGGAGUAAACACUUCAGUUCUGAGCUCUCAGCAUCACCUGCUACCUGCAACAUUGUCUGUGCAGGACUUAGAACAGCCCAUUUCUCUUGCCCUUCUGCUGGAGCACUGCUCUGCUUGGGUCAGGAAGAGUUUUGCUCAGUCCAAGAGCUGCUCCAUUCUGGGAUUGGGCAGCAGUUGGGAAUAUGGCAGUUGCCUUUAUGGGGCUGUCUGAGGUCCUGGCUUACAGCAGUUAGAGAAACCAUGAACACAGUUAUAAAAUUACCAUUCAGAACAGGAGUUCCUUUCUGAUCCUGGCUGGGGGAUAAUUCACGUCCUGGAUAGUGAAGUUUAUAAUCCUAUCCAAUGUAAUUGAGCAUGCUGGAGUUAUCCAUUACCUAAUCUUUAGUUAAUCCUAAUAGGUUUUGGCCUCAAUGUUUUCUUGUGGCAGGGAGUUCUACAGAUUAAUUAUGUUAUAUAAAAAGGCUUUUCCUUUCAAUUCUAUAUUUGCAACUUUUAAUUUAAUUGAAUGUUUGCUGUCUCCCCUGUUACACAGAAGGAAUAAAUAGUCCUUGUCCACUUUGUUGUACUUACACUGUUAGUGUAUCCUCCUCAGAUUUCCAUCAUAAGCCUUAGUAUAGAAAGUUUAAAGCCUGGCAACAAGAAUGGCCUAAAAGCACAAAAACCCAACAGGGAGAUUUUUUCAUGAUUAAAUCUUGUUUGUUCACUGAACAUUUCUGCAGCUUCCAACUGGCAUAACAAAAGUGAGCUUCAAAGAUUUGCUGUCUCUUGUUCCUUAAGUUUCUCAACACACAAAGAAGUAACCUUCUGUGGUUAUUGUACACAUGUGUCAGAGGGAAAAACCAUCUCCUUUCACACAGUGCUGUUGGUGUGAUGUACAUGGUGAGGUGCAUGGUUGGUUCUGUUCUUAACCCAUCUUCACUGUUCAUUGUGUGCACCUGAUGGUUCUUGCUCUGAUGUAAGAAACUUGACUCCAGGUUCUCUCCAUGAGGCUGGAGGCCAGUUCCUGCUUCUCUUUUCCAGUGUCACUGACUUAAUGUCAAAAUGUGUCUGUGCUUUUUAAGGACCUUCACUGUUCCAGAGUCCUUGCUCCACAAGGAGCAACUGUGGGUCUCUUUAGGAAUUCAUAAGAAUCCCUGUAAUUACAACAUCUGGGUUUGGAUAUUAGAACAGUUUGUAGGUAACUAGACAGAGGAUGAAGUGAUGUUGGUCAGUGCCACUUGCUUUGUGCUGGAGUCCAGCGAGAGGGCCCAGAAGAGGCUUGUUCAGGGGAAAGCCCAGAGCUUCCAAAUAGAGUUUUGAAAAUCAGGCAACUUUUAAGUGGUCUAAUCUGGGGAGAUGCUGGUGUCAGCCAGCAAGCGAGGACAUGCAGCUUCUCAACCACCACCACAGUAAAAGCCCCCAGCCGCAGCACAGCCAGUAUUGGAUCUGAAAAUGGGUCCAUUUCUGUGGGAGUGUUGAAUUUCCUGCUGUCAGUGUUCUUGCAUGUUUUGAAGUUGAAAAUCAGUCAUUGCUGCUGUGGUUUAGAGCUCCACCAAGUACAUGAGCGUGUUGGCUUUGACUCGUUCUGCUGCUUUUCAUCUAUAUACAAACACAAAAUGUUUGCAGUGAUGGUUUUGCCAUUAAAACAGCAACAACUGUGGGUUUGGAAUAAAGUGGUGGGUUUUUUCACUUCACACAAUUACCUUUGAUGUUGCUGUCACCCUGCUGGAAAUGUGACAAAGUGAAUGGAUGCUCAGCCUGUCACUCAUUUGGGUUUGUUUCCUAAGAGUGUAAAAGUAUGAAAUUAGGAUGUUGGUGUCCAUGUUGGUGCUCUAACUCUAUUGCCAGUGAACUGGCCAAGGCAUUCACCUUACUGCUAGGAGUGACCUCAUCUGGAAAUGUCUUCUUGGUUUUGAUUCUGGUUGUGUGAGUCUUGGUUUACUUGUUCUUAUUUUCUGUCUUGUGGAUGUUGCGGCUGCCCCAGCCCUGGCAGUGUUCAAGGCCAGGUUGGACACAGGGGCUUGGAGCAACCUGCUCUAGUGGAAGGUGUCCCUGCCCAUGGCAGGGGGUUGGAACUGGAUGAGCUUUAAGGUCCCUUCAACCCAAACCAUCCUGUGAUUCUAUGAUCUUUAUAAUUUACAAAUUACACCCUUGUACAUACUCUGACUGUAAAGAUCUAUUGUGUCUGCUGGGGGAUGUGUGAUGCUGCUUUGGUGUGGUGAGUUAUCGGUGGGUGCGUUACAAGAAAGUGUUUCCUUUGUAAAAAUCACCUCAUGCCACCAUCUCCUCAGUGCUGGAGGUUGUAUUUGUGUAUUGGCUUGUUCUGCAGGAGUUUCUGCAAUCCCACUUCCAUAUGGGGAUCCUACCACGCUGGUGGCAGGUAAUUCCAAGAAGGGUUUCUUGGUCCUUUGUGCAUGGAGUCUUCUUUGCUCUUCAGAUGUUUUUAAAGAGGAAAUACUAAACCUGCCUGGAAAAUAAAAGGACGACUAUGGAAUGUGCCAGGAAAGAAAGAAAAGCUGCAAGUGCUAAAGAAACCCGAUGGAGCUAUUCCUGAGAACUCUCAAUUUUUAGCUGUUCCUGCUCAGAACUGGCUGGGAAUGACCCAUCUUGCCAAAAGGUCCCAGCUUGUGUUGUCCAGGUCUGUGUGCUGCAUCCGAGCUGUUGAAAAUAGUGAAUAUGCCAUUUCAGUAACUUAAAUGUUUUAUUUAUUUUAAUUCAGUAACUUGACAUUUUCAAGUCUCUUCUGGUUUGGUUGCUUGGUUUUUACUCAGUCUCAUACCUCUGUAGGAAGGAAAAGUGACCGUUUUGUACUAAACUGUAAACUAAUGUGCUUGUUUAAAAUAAAUUGCAACCAUUUGGCA
This is a messenger RNA of Strigops habroptila (Kakapo), 5876 nucleotides long. It is a transcript of the gene QSOX2, whose product is annotated as quiescin sulfhydryl oxidase 2. Gene Ontology annotation, cellular component: Golgi membrane. The transcript has 12 exons. Gene Ontology annotation, biological process: protein folding. NCBI's taxonomy places the organism in Eukaryota, Metazoa, Chordata, Aves, Psittaciformes, Psittacidae. The record is from RefSeq and is a predicted model, not a curated record. The coding region runs from base 15 to 2027 and encodes 670 amino acids. Gene Ontology annotation, molecular function: protein disulfide isomerase activity; flavin-dependent sulfhydryl oxidase activity.